Messenger RNA from Cicer arietinum (chickpea), 978 nucleotides. NCBI's taxonomy places the organism in Eukaryota, Viridiplantae, Streptophyta, Magnoliopsida, Fabales, Fabaceae. The record is from RefSeq and is a predicted model, not a curated record.
AUGGCUCACACUAAAACAUCAACACACAAAAACCCUAGCUCACCAACACCAUCAUCAUCUCUUUCACCAUCUCCAUAUCGUUCACCAUCACCUCCACCAAGACCAACACCCCAAUAUUCAUCUUUAGAGAGAACAUUCUCUGAUUACAUGUCUUCAUCACCGGAAUCUAGUCCCCGUCUGAUCACACUAGAGCCUCUCGCAACCAUUCUUCCUCCAUUGUAUCAAUGCGAUAUUCCUUCAAUCAGUCAAGCCCCACCCCAUCUUCGAAAAACCCUCAACCCUAGUUCCAGCACUUCAUCCUCCACACGAAGAUCAAUGCGAGUUCUGACAGGUAUUGGUUUUUCAAAAACAAAAAAUAUAGACACCACAAUCAAUAGCAUUUUUUAUGAUGAUUGUGAACCCUCACCACCACCACAAAAUCCUAAAGCACAAAAUUUUUCUACAUCCCAAUCUUCAAAACCAAAAUCCCCAGAAAUUUCAAAAUUCCCAAAAAUCUCAAAACCUCCAGCAACUUCAAAAUCCUCCAAAUCUCCUUCAAAUGGGCUUUCAUCCAAAACCAACUCCUCUAAAACUAAAUCCACUUUUCCAAAAUCCCCCUCAUCUUCAACACUCUCUCAAUUUUUAGCCUCUAAAAAAUUAAAAAAUCCUACAAAAUUUACAAAGAAAACUUCAACUCAAGAAUGUUCUUCGUCCAAACUCCCAACUCAAGAACGUUCUCCACUUGAAACUCAAGAAUGUUCUCCAUUCAAAACUCCAAAUCCCAAAUCAACUAAAACCUCUCAAACAGCAACCACAAAACCCUCCACCAAACCUUCUUCUUCCAAAAUCCUUAUUCCACCUUUGAUUCCUUCAAAAUUUCAAACACUAUUUGCUGAAAAAUGGGCUCAACGACCUAUUGGCAUUGGUCGGGUUUUUAGUUUUGAAAACCUACAAGUUGAAGGAAUCUCCAUUCAACAUCAUACUGAUGCACUUGGAUGA